Molecule: messenger RNA, 2483 nt
Organism: Leguminivora glycinivorella
Lineage: Eukaryota; Metazoa; Arthropoda; Insecta; Lepidoptera; Tortricidae
Gene: Gen
Product: flap endonuclease GEN
Exons: 12
Coding region: 141-2312 (723 amino acids)
Molecular function (GO): 5'-flap endonuclease activity; four-way junction DNA binding
Source: RefSeq, a predicted model, not a curated record
ACCUUUAAAUUUAAGUCUAGGCAAUGGGGCUCAUGUGGUGAAGGAAAUGCAUCUUAAGAUUUUUUAAAAAUCUUGAUUUGUUUGUGUAUGUCGUAUAAGGGAGUCAAACUUUUAUCUAAGAAGUUUAGGUACAGAAGGAAAUGGGAAUAAAGGGACUAUGGACUGUAUUAACCCCGUUCAGUGAAAAGAAAUCUCUUCAUGAGAUAAGAGGAGAGGUAUUAGCAGUGGACUUGGCAGGAUGGGUGUGUGACAGCCAAAAUGUUACUGAUUACCACAUUCAACCAAAGUUAUAUUUAAGGAAUUUGUUUUUUCGAACAAUAUACCUUCUCUUAGCUGAUGUAGAGCCAAUAUUUGUAUUGGACGGAGAUGCACCAGAGCUUAAACGAGAUGUCAUGGCGACUCGUAACGCAAUUCAAUUCAGAGGAGCUGCUCCCAGAUCUGAAGCAGUUAUUAAUAAACAACCUGAUGUUAGAAGAAAAAGAUUCAGUAAUGUGCUCAAAGAGUGUGAAACACUUCUGAAGUCAAUGGGUGUAAGGUGCAUAAAAGGAAAAGGAGAGGCAGAGGCUACUUGUGCGCAGCUCAAUGCCCAAGGUUUGGUGCAUGCAGUAGUAUCCCAGGACUCUGAUUGUUUCGCGUACGGCGCGCGGCGCGUGUAUCGAAACUUCAGCGUGUCGAGCGCGUCUGGCGGGGGCGCCAUGCAAGGCUCGAUCGACUGCUAUGAUGCUGAGAAAAUGUUUCAGAGCAAUGGUUUCGGCCGCAACAAAAUGGUGGCUUUGGCUCUGUUAUGUGGAUGUGACUACGGCCUCGGUGCUUGUGGCUCCUCCAUAACGACUGUAUUGUCGUAUCUGCAUACUAUUUCUGAAAAAGAUAUAAUAUCCAGAUUAGUGUCAUGGGUCAGUGACCCCGAGCAGUACGAGGAGAAGUCUCGCUGGGCGUCCGCUCCGGGCCGUUGCGACCGCUGCGGGCACGUGGGCCGCACGCACGCCAAGAACGGGUGCCCCGUGUGCGCCACACAUCGCGGUUGUGACGAAAAGGGACACAAAUCGAAAGUGAGCACCGUAAAACGAGAGUUGGCGCUCCGCACUCGGGCGCUUUCGUGCGGCGUGCCGUUUCCGGAACCUAAGGUUAUGAAGGAGUUCCUAGACGAUCCCCGUGAAACAAUAGAUGUCGACACUCUCAAGAAACCUUGCCCGAGCCUUAUACAAUUUGUGAAACUUAUGUCUUCAAAACUGGAUUGGUCCGAAAAGUACAGCGUGCAAAAGUUUUUACCUCUUUUGACGAAAUGGCAUUUUCAAGAUAACGUAGCUCAUAAAACCAUUCAGCCAGUUAAAAUCAAGAAGAAACGAAACCCUAAAGGUGUGCCUAGUUACGAGGUCCAGUGGGCCGACAUUGACGGCCAGUACGAGGCACUCAUUUCAGAUGACCAGUUCGAAGAAGAUGAAGAUAGAACUGCUCCGUGGACAACAACGGAGCGCCAAGACUUAUUACGAAAAUAUUAUCCAGAUAUAGUCGAAGCUUAUGAAGAAUCAAUUAAGAAGCCUCCGAAGGAAAAUAAAUCAGGCCGAAGGAGGAAAAACGACGCCGAGGAAGGCGAAAAGCCUAAAAGAAAGUAUAACAGAAAAGUGAAAAAAUUAAACGAAAAGCAAAUUGAAAAUCUCACAAACUCUAUUCGAAAUUGUGAUUUGAUAAAUAAAACGCUCGGGUUGAACUCCAGUAAGCCAUCUGUAAAGGUUGUUAAACUCAAAAGAAAAUUAAAAAGUGGUUCGAAUAGUAAAGGACAAAAAACUCUUAACAGUUUUAUCGCAUGUAAAAAAAGAAGAUGUUCCAAGAUGAUAAAUUCAUUACGCGAUAGCUUUAAAAAUAUGUCACUAAAUUGUGAGAACAAUACAAACAUGUCAACAGAUAUUAAAGGCGGAAAGAUUUUGGUUAAAAAGAAAUCCAACCAUUUGCUCAACAUGUUUAAAUCGGCUAGCGAUAGUGUCCACGGAAGUGAUUUGUCGGAUAUAGUGGACGACAUAGUAGCCAAAGCGCCCGUCGUCAAGACCGCAAAGCUCGACCAGAACGUGGUUAAGCUCGUUUUUAAUAAACAUUCUACGCCAAGAAAGUCAGUAUUUAGAAAUAGUGCUUUAAUAGAGUUACACUAUAAUUGCUCAACUCCACAACAACAUUCAAAUAAAACCAACACCACAUCAGAAAUAAACGGCAACACGAGUUAUUUCUUCGAUAAGUUCUCGGAGCACCGCGACGCCUUUGAACUUUCUGUAGAAAAUCACGACUGUAAAUAUUCUAUUAGCGCGGUGUACGAAGACUGACUGAAACUUUAGCGAUGUGUUGAUGUUUAAUAAUGCUAUAAUAGUUAUAUAGAUAGAUAGAUAUACGUUUAUUUGUUUGUCACAAUACACACAGAAUACACAAAAGAAAUAAGUUACAAAAAAGAAUUAGAAUACAUAAUAAGCAAAUUGGAAAACAGGAAAUAACACAGA